Pseudoliparis swirei is the source of this 1922-nucleotide messenger RNA. RefSeq names its product cytoskeleton-associated protein 2. The transcript has 7 exons. The coding region runs from base 89 to 1711 and encodes 540 amino acids. The record is from RefSeq and is a predicted model, not a curated record. NCBI's taxonomy places the organism in Eukaryota, Metazoa, Chordata, Actinopteri, Perciformes, Liparidae. Gene Ontology annotation, cellular component: microtubule cytoskeleton. Gene Ontology annotation, biological process: negative regulation of microtubule depolymerization.
CGCUGCUUGUGCUGCUGUGGAUGGACUGUCGCCUCGUACUCUAAUUUACAACAUAGAUGACAACAAGUCUCCAUCUCAAGGCUUCACAAUGGACAACGUCGCAGUUUCUAGACGAAACACAGAUAUGAAGGUAAACAAGGAGAACGCUCAGCCUGCAUAUGGAAGCAAGUCCGUCAUCCGAAGAGACAAACUGUCCGCUAAACCCUUCCAACUGACAAACGAUACAAAGGACACCCGGGCCAGAAGCGGUCCUCUUAAAGCCAAGGCGUACCCACAGUCUGGCGAGGCUCUGAAAAAGGUGAAGACUGUGCAGAAAGGUGCUGCUUCUGAUGUCAAACUACGUCAAACUCACAGCCGGUGCUUCAUCACCGAGCAGAUUGUGAAACAUCCAAAAAUAGUUACAGAGGCUCCAACGCUCCCGGCCGCUCAGCAGUCAUCAAAAUCUACUCUGGGAAUGUACAAAGGCAAGAUUGUCCAGUCAAAAAUUGGAUCCAUUUGGAAGUCAACUGCCACUUUGGGCGGGGCAGACUCCAAACCAUCAGCACCCAAAACAGGGGGUCAAAGGGUCAUAAAUGUAACAAAAAGCAGGUCCACUUCUGUUACUGACCUGUCUGUACAUGGCACACGCAAACCUGCGCAGACCAGGUCCAAGUCAGUGAUGGAUGGCGCCCCUCAGGUGAGCAAGCCUGCUGUCAGCCGUGCUGCUGGAUUCCACUCCGCUCGACCUCCUGCCAGGACCCUCGCGACAACGCUCGCCAGUGCCAGCUCCAGAAACGUUAGAGUGGCCUCCACCAAGGGAAGUGGGAUUCAGAGCUCAAAGAUUCUAGUGACUAACAAGCAGGUCGACAAACCUGCUGUCUCAAGUGCCCUCAGUCAGUACAGAUUCACCAUUGAGACUGCAGAGGAGAAAAGGGCGAAACUGGCAGCGUGGCAGGCCUCCAAGGGCAAGACCUUCAAGAGACCAGCCAUGAUGGAACCCGCUAAAGCCAGAGUCUCUGCCAAACCUGAUGAAGAGCUCAAUCCACAGCCUCAACCCAGACUGGAAGCCCGCGAGCCAGACUCCGAGGGAGCCGUGUUUAACACACGCAGCCGAACGCCGGCAUUCAUGAACACCACUCUGGACCUGCUGGAAACCUCUGAUGAUGACCUGCAGGACAACGUGGAUGAUAUUGUAGUAAACCUGUGUGAUGCUUUGGAAGCCAUGGCGACGCCCUCUAGAUCUGAUGAUCUCUCACAGGUGACGGAUGUCGUAAUGGAUGACCGCAAACCACAGUAUGAAUGUGAAGGGGAGCGGACAGAGAUGUCUGAGGAUGUCGAGCAAGUGAAAGACGAAGUAGGAGAAACUGACGUUAAGUGCGUGAAGGAGACCGUGCCACAGAUGGAGGAUGGUUCAGUCAUAAAGUACAGUGUGAAGACCACUCCGUACCUGCAACGUGUCAAGAAGACGAUUGACAAGGAGGCCAGCACAAGUCGGUCCAGGAGACAGAGCAACAUCAAAGAUCUGAAGUUCCUCACACCGGUUCGCCGUUCCUGCCGCAUCGAGCGGAAAGCCUCCCGCCUGCCGCCGCUGCUGGUUGAUCCGGAUCCCUGCGUGUCGACGCUGGCCGAGCUGCUGAAGCUGGAUGACGAUAACGCCUACAUCUACAGAAAAAACCAUGCACUUCCAGACGGUGUGUCAGACCAGACUGAGAGGGGCUCUGUAAAUGUGUGAUGUGCAAAAGAAAAGUUAUUUAAAUGUAUGGGACAGGAGCUAAUGGUCACUUUAUACUGAUGUUGUUAAAUGGUUCUUUUAUUCAUCAAAAUAAUUUUUAUAUUGGGAGGGUAAUCGUAUUCCUAGUUCUGUAAUAUGACAUUUGUUUAUUUUAGUAUAAGUUUCCAUGUAUUGCCAAAUGCACUGCAUUAAAAGAAUGUCUUUAUCCCUA